Molecule: messenger RNA, 298 nt
Organism: Funneliformis caledonium
Lineage: Eukaryota; Fungi; Glomeromycota; Glomeromycetes; Glomerales; Glomeraceae
Source: the annotation of a GenBank genome assembly
CAAAACUCAAGCAGAAGACAUAAAAGAAAAAAACAAGAAACUUGAAAGUGCUAGUAAAAAGAUUUCUCAUCUAGAAGCCCAAGUUGAAAAGUUGGAGGAAGAAUCAAGUCAAAAAAACAAAAAAAUAGAAAAACUAAGUAAGCAAUUAACUGAUAGUGAAACACAAAAUGAAAAUCUAAAGAAUUCAUUCUACUUAGAUAAUAAACCCUUAUCUGCUUUACCUGUAAAAGAGAACAAGUUAUCAAUUAUACAGAACAUUUUUAAGCAAUUAAAAACAAAAGCAAAAGUUAAGUUCUAA